This is a messenger RNA of Paralichthys olivaceus (Japanese flounder), 2321 nucleotides long. It is a transcript of the gene cptp, whose product is annotated as ceramide-1-phosphate transfer protein. The record is from RefSeq and is a predicted model, not a curated record. Gene Ontology annotation, biological process: intermembrane lipid transfer. Gene Ontology annotation, cellular component: cytoplasm. Gene Ontology annotation, molecular function: lipid transfer activity. NCBI's taxonomy places the organism in Eukaryota, Metazoa, Chordata, Actinopteri, Pleuronectiformes, Paralichthyidae.
GGUUUUUAGGUGUGUUCCGGGCGGGAGUCUGCGCAGGAGCAGCUGUUUACACCGGGGCGUGUUCCUACUGACACCGGAAGUGUGUCACCGUCCGUCUCUCCUCGCUCGUUUCCUGUUGGAUCCUCACUUCCUGGUAGGAAACAUGGCCGGUUCCUCGGAGCAGCAGAAAUUCAGCUUCCAGGAGAUUCUCGACACGUUCAAACUGUGUCUGACUGAAAGUAAAGAAGUGGACCUCCAGCAUUAUCUGGACGGCUGGCGAGGGCUCGUGAAGUUUCUGAACCGAUUAGGCAGCGUCUUUGGCUUCAUUUCCAAAGAUGCGUCCAACAAGAUCCAGAUCCUGGUCGGUCACCUGAAUGGCGAGAAUGGGUCUCAGUACGUCACCAUCCAGUCGAUGGUGAACUUCGAGCUGGAGAAGGAACUGGUGGACCUGACCAAGAAAGUAGGCCAACACCCUGAGUCCGGCUGCCGCACCCUGCUGAGGCUCCACCGUGCGCUGAGGUGGCUGGAACUUUUCCUGGAGCGCCUGCGCACCAGCACAGAGGACGGCAAGACCUCCGUCAUGUGCGCAGAGGCCUACAACGAGUCCCUCGCCCAGCACCACGCCUGGGUGAUCCGCAAGGCUGCGGGCGUGGCGUUCUGCGUGCUCCCCGGGCGUCUUGCUUUCUUCGAGGCGAUGAAUGUGGGCCCCCCAGAGCAGGUGGUGGCCAUGCUGGGGGAAGCCCUGCCUCUAAUCUCUGAGGUGUACCAGAUCACAGAGAAACUUUACGCUCAUCAUAACCUGCUUGAAUUAGCAUAGAGAGCAGGGAGGGCUGUGGUUUACCUCUUUAUACGUGACACCAUUAACGAUGUGUCCCUGGUGAUGGGCUGGUGAGCGAGCUGCUACUCCUGUUAAAGAGUUGUUUAUUAUCCUCAUGGUAUUGGGCACAAUUAUUUCCUCAUAACUACAUUGACACUCGUCUGUACCUCCUGCAGAUUUGAAUGUAAAACUACUGUUUACUCUUGGUAAUACACGUCUGAAUCCUCUGUUUAAUUCAGUAAAUGUAUUUUUGAUUUAAAAUGGAUAAAGGAAACUGUAGGUUAUCGGCUCUGACUCCUGAGAUGUCGUUUUUAAACCCCUCAAAUAACACUUGAGAAUUGAGGCUCGACAUUUAACAGUUAACCAUAAAUCAAAUUAUAAAUUGAUUUAAGACAUUUUGAAUACAACGUCAAAUGUCAACAUAAAUGCACAUCUUUUCUACAUUGUUCAUUCUGUGAAAUAAAAGUUUUCACAUUGGAAAACUUAAACUCAGAUACCAAUAUUUUUAUCGUCCAACUGAUAAACCAGUCGGCUCUGCAGAGAAGUACAGUGGGAAUUAUUGGAGUCGUUAUUUCCUGCCAACAGCUGCUUGUUUUCAUUAUUCAUGAAAAUGAGAAGAUAGAUUGAUUCUGCUUCCUAACUUUAAACACUGGGCUUCUGCUUUACAGCUUCGUAAAUGUAAGAAAUUUGCUGCUUCUAUCUUGUGUUUACCUCAAAGUGAUUUUGUUGAUUUUGAAUUUGAGUUAACCAAUCAAUCGAUAAAGAAGAUAAUCAUUAGUUUGUAAUUUUGAUCCAACACCAAUCAUGAUUUGUACGUAUCGGCGAGAUUCUUGUAUUAAUUAAUGAAAUAAUAAUAAGACCAUUCAUUCAAGAUUCCUUUUGCUCUAAUACAUUAUGAAAUCUAACGAGUAACACAUUUAUCGUCCUGUCACAGAGUUGGAUUUACUCUUAUCUAAUAUGAGAUUGAAUUAAAUGCUAAUAUCAGAUGUUGUGUAAUUUAUCACGGUCGUGUAUUAAGAGAAACGACCGGCAGCAAACUGCAGCUUUAUUAGAAAAGUAGUUUUAAAACCGCUCCAAAGACAAAGAAAACUCUAAAUGUGCCAAAUGUAUUUUAAUGGUAAAGUGAACACACCGUAACACUAUGAAACAAAAAAGCUGAAGUAAAGUGAAUCUUCUGAUUUCUACCAAACACUAAGAAUCUGAAAAUUCAGAUAAUUUGUUGAAGAUUUAGUUUUUUUUUGUAAAUGAAAAGCUCAGUUGUUUUUUUUCAUUGUGAUCUUUGGGCAUUUUUUAUUUAAAAUGUGAAGAAACAUCCAGUGUUGUGCAGCUAAUGUACAGGAAGUGAAGUGAAUGCUGUACUGAUACAUGCGAUGUACUGUAUUUUGUUAAUUUAUUACUAUGAAUUCAAACAGAACUCAUCCUCACUGUAGCCUAAUGAAACAAAAACAUCAAAAAAUAUUAAAAGAUUAUUAGUCUGGUGUUCGAUCUGAUUAUUUAUCAUCGAUCUGCACUUUUUAUCUGUGAA